AUGGCCUCAAGCUUGAAUCCGCUCGAUUUCGAAGACAUUGUGCGAUCUGCACUAAUCCUGAACCAAGCCUAUAUCGGCUCAUUAGCAUUCAUCCUCUAUGACCAUGCAUUAACGCUUGAUGAAGAGAUCCACUACAUGUGGUCCUGCGAUCGAAUAGAGAUUGGGAAAAUCUUAUUCUGCCUGAAUCGUUAUCUGGUCCCCGCAGAAUACGCAGUUACCCUUUAUGGCUUUCUCGCUGUCCCAAGCCUACCAGUAUGCAAGAUCUUAUACAUGUUCCAAGAAUACUCGUCCCUGGGGAGUUUGGCUGUUGUCCAAAUUGUGUUAAUGACACGAACAUGGAUUCUUUGGGGUGCGAACAAGCUCCUGCUGGCAACGCUCAUUGUUCUGCUCCUCGGCUGUCUAUACGCCACUGGCAUUCUCCUAUGCUUUAUAAGCAAUGGGCAAGAUUUCCUCGUUGAUGCCGAUCUUAAGAUUGGAUGUAUAGUCAUCGAGGGUCCAGCGCCUCUCUUUUGGACCUUCUGGCUGCCUGUUAUCGGCUUCGAUCUUGUUCUUUUUAUCCUCACGUUGGUGAAGGUGAUCCAGCAUCAGCGGGAGGCCAUUCAUGGUCCGCUCGUCGACAUCCUGCAUCGUGACGGCCUCGUGUACUUCGCCCUGAGCUUAGGGUUGGGGAUCGGCAACAUGAUCACCUUUGCAUUAGCACCGCUUCAUCUCAAAUCUGUUGCAUUACCACUCAUGACAGCGACCUUAUGUGUGACAUGCUCCCGGAUGCUGUUGAAUGUGCGACAGGUUGGCCAUCACAUUCCUUCGCCACCGCCGUCGGAAACUACGUUUGGAUUUGGCAACGCAGAGACAUUCGAGCUGGACAGUCUUCGUCGACGCCAUCGCUCGACGGACUUUGCUGAGUUAUCACCAACCAGCCCCACCCUGCCUUCUCCUCUACAACGCCCGUCCGACUGGCGUCGUAACAUCCAGGUUGCUACGGAAGUGAACACUAAUCAGCGCAUGAAUGGAACGAUCGUCACGAGUAGUAGCGGGUCUAGUUCCGAUGGAUUUCAUUUUGAUUUACCGACUGCACCGACUGCCAUGCAUAUCGGGGGCCGUGACAGGUCACUAUCUCUUGCAUCGACGGCAUCUCCGCUUACCCCACCAUCAACCACAUCUGAGACGCCGUUUGCAAUGCUUUGCGAGGAGCACGUAGUCCACAUGGGAUAUGCCGUUUGA
Messenger RNA from Dacryopinax primogenitus, 1221 nucleotides. RefSeq lists its product as uncharacterized. The transcript has 11 exons. NCBI's taxonomy places the organism in Eukaryota, Fungi, Basidiomycota, Dacrymycetes, Dacrymycetales, Dacrymycetaceae. The record is from RefSeq and is a predicted model, not a curated record. The coding region runs from base 1 to 1221 and encodes 406 amino acids.